Messenger RNA from Paramecium sonneborni, 779 nucleotides. The record is from the annotation of a GenBank genome assembly. Lineage: Eukaryota; Ciliophora; Oligohymenophorea; Peniculida; Parameciidae.
AUAUAAUUCUAUAAAAUGAGCGAUAUAGGUGUAACAAUUAUCAAAAUUCUAAAUGCAGGAUCAGCGUAUAACUAUUAUGUUAAAUUUAAAAGUAUAGUUUUAGCUUUUGCAGGUGUUUGGAUAAUAAUAAGUUAACUGAUACAUGGUAAUUUUAAUAUUUUUUCAUUUUUGUACCCAUGCUUUUUUAUGUAAAUAUGAAUUCUAAGAAUUAGAUUUUUUGGAUUUUUAUUGGUAGCAAAUGAAAUUAAAUUUGGGAAUGUCUUAAAAGAAUAUGGAUUUUUAAAGACUUUUCUUGGAAGAGGGUUAUUUUACAUUUUGUAAAUAUUUACAUUAUAUUUACAUUUUUAGUUUGUCUAGUUAAGUCUGUUAUGCAUAUUUUUCAAUAGCCUCGAAUCAUGUGUAAUUAAUAAAUUAAUUUAUUUAGGGCAGGUGACAUUUAUGGAACAGUCUUUUUUAUUUUAGGAGUCUUUUAUUUGUUAUUGAAUUUCUAUGUAAUAUAUAUAUUAAUUUUUUUCAUAGCCAAAGGGAUAAUUGGGAAAUAUUUCAAGAGUAUUAUAUUUAUAUGCUAAAUUAGUCUUUGUAAAUGCAAUGAAAAGUUUUUUGAUAUUAUUUAGAUAUAUAAAAUUAAUAAAAUAUUAUAAAUAAUUUAUGUAAUAACUUAAUAAUAAUAAAAAUAUCAGUAUGGAAUCAAAACAACAAUCAAAAAUCAGAUAUUAGUAUUGAACUAUUAAAGUGAAUUUAGAAUUUUAAUUUAGUGCUGUUAAGAUAACACCAAAUGA